AUGGCGCCGCGCAUCAACGCAUCCACGGGCAAGCUCGAAGUCAAGGGAAAGGUGCUCGAGGUCAAUGGUACGUCCUCCCUUCCUGCGCUUUGCUCGGCGCCGAGCUCGUUGCUGGUCGUCUCCCCUUCCUCCGUCCCCUCUCCCCGUCUGUCUCGUCAAAGUCGCUGACCGGAAUCGGGCUAUGGUAUGUUGCAGACCACGUCCUCGUUUCCGCGCCAUGGCUCGAUCGAGAGGGAGAACCUUAUCUCGUCGCACGUAUCCUCGAAGUGCUACCCCCCGUGGUCAGCUCGGGAUCAUCGACGCCAACCCAAGGGUCCUCGUCCAAGCGACCCGUGUCGACCAAGGUGUCCAACACGGUCCCCCGCGUCCGAGUCAACUACUAUCUCCGGUCGAGGGAUAUCACGAGCAGGUGAGAAUCAUCGGGCCGUACCAAGCCUAUCGCAUCUGGUCUUUCCUAUCCAUAGAGCUGACACUUGCUUCUGCGACACGCUCCUCGUCCUCGAUGGUCAUCUCUCCGAUCCUGGUCAUUCCCCGCGGCUAUUCCGGGGUUUCAAAAGAUACGUCGCCGACUUUCGACUAGUCGUAGCCACGAUGCAUGCCGACGUCAUUCCGAUCGCCUACAUUCGACACGUUUGCACCGUGCAGCACAAGGAACACAUUGCCGACAUGCGUGCCUUCAAAGCGCUGCCCGAUGCUUUCUACUGGUCUCAGGUGGGUUUCAUUCGAACGACCAUCAAGCCGCGGUUUUUCUGAAAUCCCUGGACUAACCUUUCAUCUCCUUUUGAAAGGUGUACGAUCGCUACCUGCACCGUUACUUUGACGCGGUCCCGGUGGACAAGGUCCAAAACGCUCCUCGUUAGUUCUACAGUGUGCCGCCACAGGGAUCGAGUCUAACGUUUCAGUGAUCUUACUCGACUGUGACACUCAUACACAGCCGAAGUUGUCAAACAUCUGACGACACAUUUCGAGUUCAUCCUCUGCGAACCGUCCAUGACGAACGAACUUUGCGACGCCCAGCGCGGCUGUUCAAAAUGCUCAAAAUGGGCGGCGAGGUGCGAGACCCUCUCCUAUCCGCCAUUGAGGCCACAUCACGUCGAAACGGUGCUGAUCUCCCGUCCUUUCCCCUUGAACCACGAUACCAUAGCUCGGAUUCGGUCAUUUGUGCUCGAUGCGCCAAGGUCUUUCAUCUCGGCUGCGUCGACCCCCCCUUGGCGCAAAAACCUAAAGCCGGCUGGGCGUGGGCGUGCGCGCCCUGUGCUCGCGCGCAUCAGGUCGAGGUCGAUGCUUACAUGGAGACCGGGAUCGCUCCGACACGACAUGCCGCUAUCGCUCCAAAACCCCACAAACCCAAUGGGAAAGGGUCUAGCGUUCCUGACUCGUCCUCGAAGGAUGCCCUCAAGGGUGGGACCAAGCUCGCCACUGCGAAGGGGUCGGAAUGCUCUGCCGAAUCGGCCGCAAGUGCACAGGACAAAGGGAAAGGCAAAGAAGUGGAUUUGGGUCAGUGCAGAAUGAUCUGAUAGCUUUCAUGCCAUGGUAUGCUCUCAUCUUCUGACCAUUCGUUGCAUUCUUAUGCGUGACAGGCAAGCGGGGUCCUUAUGCCGAGUCACGUCAGUGGCGUAUGCUCAAUGGUUGGCCUUUCCGCUAUUACGGCAUGCACACUCCUUCGAACUCGGUUCUCGAUCCCCACGAUUCCAUUUAUCCGCGCACCGGAACUCGACUCGGACAUCGUUACCAGAUCACGAUUCCGGCAUGGGACUACGCAAAAGCUGAGCCCGAGGCUCCGGCACCCAUGUUCGGAGCGGUCGCUUCCAAGCCUCGACGCAAGGUCGAUGGCUCGACGUCGGCACUACCCAAGAUCAAGAAGAAGCUCUUGAACAUGCAAACAAUUCGUAGGGGAGAGGUCGAUGAAUUGGCUGGCGUUAUCGCCGAUCCCAAGCUCGGGAUCGAUGACGACUUGCUUGACGAAGUGGUGGAGGAGGUCAAGCGAAUGAUCUUGUACCGACAUGCAGGCGUCGAUGCGCUGAAUCGAGUCUUAUCCCUUCUCGUCUCGGACGAAAAGCACGAGGUCGCGACUGCCCUUGACGCGAUGCGUAAGCUCACCCAAAACGAUCUCGGGUUCCCACCCUGGACCGAAGCCGAUCGCAAGAAGUUGUCCGACGGUGUCCAGAAACAUCUCAACGACAUUGAAGAAAUUCGCAAGAGUCUUCUACCGAACAAGAAGAUGCGUGACGUUGUCAAGCGAUACUACAUCCACAUGGGCCAUUUGGUGCAAGAGGACAUCCCCACUCAGAUGGACGAGAAGGCGAUGGCGGCUUCGGCGGCGAGCCCGGAGAAGAAGAAGAAGAAGAGCUCGGCCAAGAAUGGUGGGCGGGUCGCGUCGGGCCAGGAUUCUUCGAAUGCGAAUGAUAGCGAUGGCGAGUCCGUCGUCGAUGCUCCCAAGUCCGUCGUCGUAGGCAAGAAGGAAUGGACGUGCUCCAUUUGCGAUAUCACCAAGACCCCCAAGUGGUAUCUCUGCCCUGACACGCUCAACGAUGAUCUCGUCACACCCGAGCCUUGCGUCAUGUGUGAGGAAUGUGGUAUUCGCUGGCGACAUUGUGAGUCGAUGACUCUGUACCGUGCUGAGUCUGACCUUUGGCUGACAGUCUCGAGUAAUCGCAUUUACAGACGGUAUUCAGUUUGCACCGACCGACACGGACGAUCUCGCCAAGACGGCGCCGUUACCCGACGGCAUUGCCCACAACCUCCGAGACUUCAAGAGCAAGAAAUCGACCGACGCGACGGCGACGGCGACGGCGACGGCGACUGCGGCCCAGGCGGGACCAAAGGCGGGAGCAGGAGCGACCACGGGUGCGGUCGUUCCGGCGAAGGCGGCGGCGGCAAGUGGAUCCCACGAGCCUAUAUGGCGACCGUGUCUGCUGUGCAAGCGGGUUCCACCGAUGCGCGAGCAUGCGAGCUGCCUCAAUUGUGGCAUGACUGUUCACGUCUCGUGCUACGGCAUCAACGGGCUCAACUUCCCCAACCUCAAAAAGUGGAUUUGUGAUCUGUGCGAUAUUGAGGAGGGGAAGAAAGAGUCACUCAAAGUUGUGAGUGGAAUGGGAUCGUUCUCAUGGGGAGCACCUCGUUGACCUCAGACGAAUCGCUUUGCCUCGCAGCGCCAACCCUUGUGCUUGCUCUGCCCGCCUCGCACCGUCCAAAAAUCGAAAAGGUUCACCGCGCUCGACUGCAUGAAGUUGACCGAGUUUGACAACUAUAUUCACUUGCUUUGUGCGGUGUGGCACCCCGAGAUCAAGUUAACUGUGCCCUCUGAUCUGGGCGAUGCCGAAGGGCUUUCCUUGAUCCCUUCCAAGCGACGAUUGGCUGUGAGUUGGCACAUGCUUAACUUACAUUGCGGAGAUGAGAAUGCUGAUGCUGUUGUGUUCUGGUUAUAAAGACGUGUGUUCUCUGCAAGAAGGAUGCGGUCGGCGCAUGCGUCAAGUGCGCCCAGUGUCCGAAGAUGUUCCACGUUUCGUGCGCCUGGAUCAAGCCCGCCUACCGAUUCGGUUUCGAAGUUCACCCUCUACGCAAGAAGAAGCCUAAAGAGACACCGACAGUCAAGUUCAAAGACGAGGAAGGUGAACUCGUUGCGGUCAUCUGGUGCAACGAGCACUCUGGUGCUACAGCGCCAGAUCAAGUCCUUCACGACAUCUCGGCCCGAGACCCUGCAACGAACCUGACGGCGAUGCAGAUGCAUGCACGCGCCUUCAAGUCCGGUCCUGAUGAUACCUACAUGCUCUUGCGAAGGGCGCGAAGGCUCGAUGCGCUCGUCGAACCGGUGCUCAAUCCGCUCAAGCAGAACCUCCCACGCGUUCCGCCUGGCACCUCUUGGAGUCGCGAUUCGACGCUGUCUCGUACGUCAUUUCUAUCAAAGAAGCAACGAACGCCCAGGAACGUUCACGAACUGACGUUGCGCCCCUCGUUUAACUUUCUGUCUCUAGCUCUACCCGAGUCGCCAUCUCCCAAGAAACUCAGGUUGCACGAGGUGUCUGCUCGACUACUGGACCUCAAACGCAACCGCAGCUCGUCUUCGUCUUCCGAAGAAGAGGUUCACCCCGAGACUCUCGAGCCACCAACGGCCAAACGUGCGAAAGCAGCGUUCGCAUCGGGUUCACCAGAAGCCUCCUCGAACGGCUGGACGGCCUCGACCGGUGCGACGCCUGCGAGAGAUUCACCACACUAUGCCCUCAUGGACGUUGACGAGUCGUCCCAGGAGAUCGAAGAAGAGUGGACCGGAUCGACGACCCCCACGGAUCCCCCUCCGAGUUGGCGAUUCUCCUUCGCGGGACUCAUCGCGAGGUUGAACAAAGCGAGGCGAUUGUCAGGUCUGCCUAUACGAGCGCCCUCGCCACAACCAAGUUCGACGCUGGCCAGCCCCUCACCCGCGCAAGUGUCGCCGAAAUCGAAACGAUCCAUGUCUCCCACGGUUUCUUCGUCUACCCCGAAGAUCAAGGUCAAGCCUAGCGGCAGUGACUUCUCUUCGACGUCCGCUCUCGGCUUUGCUCCGCCUCUCCCGCCGCCGAACCGUGCCGGUAAACUCUCACCGAGUCCCGCUUUGGUGGCGUCGUCCACCAAGAAGCGAUCGGGGCCCGCGGUGGGUCCGAGCAACGGAGGGACUCGCUCAUCUUCCAGCACACCCGCGGCGAAGCCGAAACCGAAGUCUCGCAAGUCGACGAUCCGCAUCGGUCCAUUGCCGGUGUCGAAGGAACGUCCAAGCAGCAAAGCGACGUCACCAGUGGAGUCAAAACUGCCGGCCCGCAAGUCGCAGUUCACGGUGACCCCCUCCUCGACCAUCAAGCGACGGCAGGCCCGUGACAAACAAACCGCCCAAGCCCAAAUGGAUACGCCACCGUCUCCUGUUGUUGGUGGUCGACCCUCUGGCUCUGGGUCUUCGUCGAGCGGUGCUCGUGCUGGCCCCGUCGCCGAGCCAUCGGGGUCGUCCUUGCCGAUUGCAGCUCCAAUUGCCAGCAUCGCCAAUCCUCAGUUUGCAGCGCUUUCGGACCGACCCGCUCCAACUUUGACAGCCGAAACUUCAGACGAGACCGAAGACUCGGAGGACGCGGGAACGCGUCGAUCGAAGCGCAAGCGAGUGAUUUCCGAGGCAGCACGCGACGCCAUCGAGUUCGAGAAGGCGUUAGCAGAACUUGAUCGAGACGAUCCGGAUAUCGAUGUGACGCCGAUGAACGGUUCACGACAUUCGGUGCAUAGGUUAUCGACUGGUGGUUCGACGCGUGGGGCACAUCGUGGAGGUCGCGGUCGUCACUCCGAUGCGGCAGGAACCUCUCGUUCAGCUGCUGCGUCAAAGCAAUCGCGAGGUGCAGAUGACACGGGCGCUGGUUCACCAAAGCGGCGCUCUGCGGUGGAAGACAAGAAAAACCUUGAAGUACAAGCCUCGUCCUCGACUUCGUCAUCGACGCCCUCGGCAUCAUCCGUCACCUCGAAGACGUCAGGCAUCGUUGUUCGGUUCUCAAUCGGUGGCAAGAGAGUAGGAGAUACCGACACAAGUGCGCCUCCUCAUUUCGAGCCGAGGGCGUCAGCAAGUGCGAAGGUGAAGCCACCUCUCGAUGUGGACCAGCGCUUUGAUGACAGUGGUAUGAGUUCAUCGAGCGUCGGUGGACAUGCGACCCUCGUGUCGAAUGGCGUCACCGUGCCAGCAGCACCGAUCCCCCCGUCUCCACCUUUCGCCGCUGCAGCCCAGUCCAACGGCCACGCUGGACUAUCAUCGACUUCGACCGAAAACCCUGCUAUGGUGCCCAAAACACCGAUCAUUACGUGGAACAGAGCCCCUCUGGCUCAGCCAUCGGGCACCGAUCGACAGGCCCUGACCAGUUCCCUACCCGUGGCCACUGCGCAGCCUCGCGCAACCCCUGCCGUCGCCCCAGCCGAGCCGUCGACGGUUCCUCUUGCGACCAAGCCUAACGGAGGAUUCGCGCCGCCGCUUCAGAAGCCGUCAACUGCUGAACUUACGACGGCUUCUCCACACGUCCAGCCAGAAUUUCGGUUGGGCCCCGGACCAAAUCAAGCGGCAUCUUCUUCCCUUCCGGGUCUUCCUAGUUCCUCCGCUACAGCGCCACUCCCAACCUCUGACGCGUUUUCCGCUGAAGUCGCAGUAGUACACCAAGCUAUCAUGACCUCGGCUGUGUAG
Molecule: messenger RNA, 6178 nt
Organism: Microbotryum saponariae
Lineage: Eukaryota; Fungi; Basidiomycota; Microbotryomycetes; Microbotryales; Microbotryaceae
Source: the annotation of a GenBank genome assembly